Molecule: messenger RNA, 387 nt
Organism: Psilocybe cubensis
Lineage: Eukaryota; Fungi; Basidiomycota; Agaricomycetes; Agaricales; Agrocybaceae
Exons: 2
Coding region: 1-387 (128 amino acids)
Source: RefSeq, a predicted model, not a curated record
AUGUCCCCACUAAAACACGACGUACAUCAGGGAAGAUCUGCUACUCAACCUCACGUCUACACAUUACCCAUAGAAACGGUCGGUGCACCUGAAGCUCUGCUUGUCAACGAUCUUCAGGGGAAUGGGCUGGGUGAAGCAGUACAGCUAGUCCCAGGAGGUCAGCAAUUCUUCGAUGUCGGUACAUUUGACAACUUCGUCACUGGCUUCAAUUAUUGCGCACAGCCCAACCCAUUCACUGCGUCAACCUAUAUAGGACCCCCAGUUCUAGCGGUCAACCUUCGCUCUGAUGUGUGGGCAUUCUGCGCUGCGGGGCUAACGUACCUUAAGAAUGCUACAUCAGAACCUUGUUCCGACGUUCUUCUAGCUAUGACUCCCCCAAUCAACUAG